This is a messenger RNA of Colletotrichum karsti, 1650 nucleotides long. RefSeq names its product eukaryotic translation initiation factor subunit. The record is from RefSeq and is a predicted model, not a curated record. Gene Ontology annotation, biological process: biosynthetic process; cytoplasmic translational initiation. Bases 1 to 1650 code for a protein of 549 amino acids. Gene Ontology annotation, cellular component: eukaryotic translation initiation factor 2B complex; guanyl-nucleotide exchange factor complex. The transcript has 3 exons. Gene Ontology annotation, molecular function: guanyl-nucleotide exchange factor activity; translation initiation factor activity. NCBI's taxonomy places the organism in Eukaryota, Fungi, Ascomycota, Sordariomycetes, Glomerellales, Glomerellaceae.
AUGCCCCACGCUGUGUCGAUGCCCUCACCAGGGCUUCAGGCCUUGGUCCUCUGCGGCCCUGGCUCCUCGUUCCCGACGUUCACGUCUAACCCCGACGAAAAUCCGAAGGCGUUGCUGCCAAUUGCCAAUCGACCUAUGGUUUGGUACCCUAUCGACUUUUGCUAUCGUAUGGGAAUUACGAAUAUCACUCUCAUCUGCCCGGCAUCUGCCGAGCAAGCCAUCACUACCGCCCUGAACACCAACCCUCACCUGACAGCACUUCCCCUGCCUAGACCAGACAUCCUUGCGCCCAAGGACCUUGACCAAACCACAGGCACGGCGGAUAUCCUGCGUCUUCCCGAGGUCAAGACGCUUGUUACGUCGGACUUUGUCGUCCUGCCAUGUGACCUCAUCUGCGAAAUCGCCGGCGAGAAGUUGCUGCAGGCAUGGAUGGUCAAGGGUGCUAGCAUGUCGAAUCUCCUCGACGCACCCAAGUUCUCUAACGGCAACACAAGCCCUUUCAGCGGUGGCUUGGGAGUUUUCUACGAGACGAAGACCGCCCUCGCCGUGAAGAAGGAGGAGACCGACUUCGUCGCAAUCACGCCCUCAGCUCCAUCCGCCAUUGCACCGCCCAAGGGAACUCUGCUGUCCAACCUGUCUAACCUCGUUUACUCUAUGCCCACAGAUUCCUUGAAGGAUCUGACCGAGGAGAAAAAGGGACUUCCAAUUCGACACGGCCUCAUGAGAAGCCAUCCACGUAUCAGGAUGCUCACUACCCACAGAGACGCCCACCUCUACAUCUUCCCGAAAUGGAUCAUGGACUUUGUCGAGAAGAACGAGCUCUUGGAGAACAUUGGCGAGGACGUCAUUGGUUGGUGGGCGAAGGCCGGUUGGCAGACUGGCCUGGCCGAGAAACUUCACUUGGACGAGGUGUUACGCAAAGACGAUGAGAGUGAUGACGAGGACUCCAUCCAGGAGAGCACAACGUCACCACAAGACGACGACCCUGAGGAGUUUCGUACCACUACCAGUGCGGAGGACAACAAGAACACCGAGACCUCCCAAAACUCUCAUGAGAAACUCACUGUGCCCCCCAUCAUCGCCUACGUACACCCAUCAGAUGCGGACGCUCCGUUGAUCCGUCGCGUCGACACCGCUCAACUCCUCCUGAAUGUCUCUUUGCAGCUUGCGAAGCUGCCAUCGGUGGAAGAGGCCGGCAUCGAUGCGGCUUCUCCUUUUGCACACGCCAGGAAGGUGGCAUACCCCGAGGGCGUCAAGGGUCGCACCACCAUCACCAAGACCGACAGUCUGGUUGCCGAGAACGUCACGGUGGAGGAGAAGGUUGCCAUCAAGGAGUCCGUAGUGGGCGCCGGCUGCCAACUCAACGAGGGCGCCAAGCUCUCCCAAUGUUUGCUGAUGGAGGGAGCUGUCGUUGGCAAGAACUGCAAGCUCACAAGGUGCAUUCUUGGAAAGAGAUGUGUGAUUGGAGAUGGAUCAGUCUUGACAAAUGUCGAGGUUCAGGAGAACCUCCUUGUGGAGGCGAAGACCGAGGAGAAGGACACAAAGCUCAUGAGCUCUGACGGUUUGGAGGCCACCGAGGAAGAGAUGCAGGAUGUUCUGGACGAUAUGGACAACGAGGUCAUGGCCCAAAAUGAGGAGGCAGUGGAAUAG